UCCAUUGAUAAGUGAAUCACUGUUUAGCUAAAAGAAGCAGACUCGUCUUUCCAAUCUUGAACACACAAACACAGUCACCAUCCCCUCUCUCUUUCUAUCUCACACAUUCAUUAGGGAAUAAAAGCAAACAAAAACAACCCUUUUUUUUUUUCUCUUCUCACAAAUUAAUAAAGUGGGCUGAGAUUGCAAAACCUAGUCCAAGAUCCUCCCACUCAAAGAAAGGCAAGAGAUUCAAGAUCAGCAUUGAAAGAGGAGAUCGGGAAAAAUGGCGAGAGAGAAGAUAAGGAUAAAGAAGAUAGAUAACAUAACAGCGAGACAAGUUACUUUCUCUAAGAGAAGAAGGGGAAUCUUCAAGAAAGCUGAUGAGCUUUCGAUUCUUUGCGAUGCUGAUGUUGCUCUCAUCAUCUUCUCUGCCACCGGAAAGCUCUUCGAGUUCUCUAGCUCAAGAAUGAGGGACAUAUUGGGAAGGUAUAAUCUUCAUGCAAGUAACAUCAACAAAUUGAUGGAUCAAUCUUCUCUUCAUUACCAGUAUGAGAAUUGUAACCUCUCCCGACUAAGUAAGGAAGUCGAAGACAAAACCAAGCAGCUACGAAAAUUGAGAGGAGAGGAUCUUGAUGGACUGAACUUGGAAGAGUUGCAGCGGCUGGAGAAAUUGCUUGAAUCCGGACUUAGCCGCGUGUCUGAAAAGAAGGGUGAGAGUGUGAUGAGCCAGAUUUCUUCUCUUGAGAGACGGGGAUCGGAGUUGGUGGAUGAGAAUAGGAGACUGAGGGAGAAACUAGUGACGUUGGAAAGGGCUAAAACGAUGGCGUUGAAGGAGGCUGUGGAGACAGAGUCGGCAACCACAAACGUGUCAAGCUAUGACAGUGGAGCUCCCUGUGAGGAUGACUUCUCAGACACUUCCCUCAAGCUUGGGCUUCCAUCUUGGGAAUGAAUUGGAGAGGAAGAGAGAGGUAAAGCAGAGUUGACUAUGAUGGGAUGAAACAAAUUCUUUAAGUCUUCCUUUUCACUUUCUUUUCUUUGAAUAAAGAGUUCUCAUUGCAUUGUGGAGACUAAGCAAGUUUCUUACAUUGGGCUAUUCUUGUUUUUUUCCUUUUUCUUUUUCUUAUUCCCAAAACUAUUUUGGACCAAAGAAAAAUCAAUGGACCCCCAUAUUGUCUUUAUUCUUUAUCGUUAACCCCAAUUAUUUUGCUUUAUUAGUACUUCAUCUCAUAAAGUUAACAACCGG
Messenger RNA from Thlaspi arvense, 1225 nucleotides. NCBI's taxonomy places the organism in Eukaryota, Viridiplantae, Streptophyta, Magnoliopsida, Brassicales, Brassicaceae. The record is from the annotation of a GenBank genome assembly.